AUGUCUACCGUCGCUACUCCUGCUGAUCAAGCUGCUGAUAUAUUGCAGAAACUGUCUCUAGAUUCACAGUCAAGGUCAUUGAACAUCCCCGAGUCAACUAACAAGACGCCUGUUUACCCAUAUGGAGCUGUGGAUUCGAAUGCCUUUGACCCUUCUCUUUACUACCUCCCAAACGGGUAUCAGUACUUCUAUGGAGGGUAUGGCAGUGAAUACACAGGUUAUACCAAUUCCCAGAGUGUUGACAUGACAUCAGGAGCUUAUGGAGAGAACGCGUCUCUUGUCUAUCCACAGGGAUAUGGGUAUGCAGCAUAUCCUUACUCACCAGCAACAAGCCCUGCUCCACAAGUUGGUGGUGAUGGACAGUUGUAUGGUGCUCAGCAUUAUCAGUAUCCUUCCUACUUCCCUCUCACAACCAGUAGUGCGCCUUUCGCUUCAUCGGUUCCUGCCUCUACCCAGAGCAAGCACCUUACCAACAAAGCUACCAAUAACUAUGCACCUACUGGUGCUUCAAAGGGUGGUGUCCCUAAAGGAACUAAUGGAUCAGCUCCUGUUAAACCAUUCAACCAGAGGCAGAGCGCGCUCAAUACCUCGAGUAAUUUGUAUGGAAACAGUGCUCUUGCUGCUGGUUACCAGGAUCCCAGGUUUAGCUAUGAUGGGUAUUACGCUCCUGUGUCAUGGUAUGAUGGCUCUAACUUCUCAGAAGUGCAGAGGUCUGUUUCUGGCAGUGGAGUUGCAUCCUCAUACUCUAAGGCUAACAAUGCACCUGCGUCAAGGAAUCAAAACUACCGCUCAAACUCGCGUUACACGAGUUUGCACCAGCCUGGAACAGGUUAUGCAGCUCAGGGUGGCUACAACAGAGUGUACUCAGACAGGUCAUAUGGUCAGUAUGGUAGAUCUGGUUCUUCUGGAUAUGAUUCAAGAACAAACGAAAGAGGCUGGGUGACUUCAGAGAACAGAUAUAGAAGCUGGGGAAGGGGUAACGAUUACUUUUACGGAAAUGAGAACAUUGAUGGCUUGAAUGAACUCAACAGGGGCCCUAGAGGCAAGGGAGCGAAGAACAAAGACACCUUAGAAGUUAACUCAGAGGAGGUGAAGAAGCAGCCGGGUGACGAAUCAAACGUAACAACUGAGACCGAGGAGACUGUAACAUGCGUUGUUCCAGAUAGAGAAGAGUACAACAAAGAAGAUUUCCCGGUUGAGUAUAAAGAUGCUAUGCUAUUUAUCAUCAAGUCCUACAGUGAAGAUGAUGUGCAUAAGAGCAUCAAAUAUAACGUUUGGGCUAGCACUCCAAAUGGAAACAAGAAGCUCGAUGCUGCAUAUCAGCAGGCUCAGCAGAAACCUGGUGGCUGCCCUGUGUUUCUAUUCUUCUCGGUCAACGGAAGUGGACAGUUUGUUGGGGUUGCGGAGAUGAUAGGUCCAGUUGAUUUCAACAAAAACAUUGAGUACUGGCAACAGGAUAAGUGGACUGGCUCUUUUCCCCUCAAGUGGCACAUAGUGAAGGAUGUGCCCAACAGUUUGCUGAAGCAUAUCACUCUUGAGAACAAUGAGAACAAACCUGUUACCAACAGUAGAGACACACAAGAGGUUAAGCUGGAGCAGGGUUUGAAUGUUAUCAAGAUUUUCAAGGAGCAUAACAGCAAAACAUGCAUAUUGGAUGAUUUUUCCUUCUACGAGGAUCGACAAAAGACAAUUUUGGAGAAGAAAGCUAAGCAGCAGCGAUCACAGAAGCAGGUCUGGGAAGGAAAAACUAAUGAAGAAGAGAAGAAAGCUGUGACUGCUGAUAUAGCAAAUGAAUCUGGUUCAGCAACUCAACCUACUAGCGAGCUUGAUGUUACUGAGGCAAAGGAUUCAAAUGGCGACAAGCUGGUUGGAGUGGUUUCAAAUGGUUGCUAG
Molecule: messenger RNA, 1893 nt
Organism: Microthlaspi erraticum
Lineage: Eukaryota; Viridiplantae; Streptophyta; Magnoliopsida; Brassicales; Brassicaceae
Source: the annotation of a GenBank genome assembly